AUGCCACGGACAGUAUUUCCCACCCGGCAUGUCCACACCCUGAAAACACACAAUGGCCCGGUCAACGCGGUAACUUACUCGAACGCCAGUGGCACCUACGUCCUGACGGGCUCCUCAGACAAAGCCGUGCACCUGUCGCGCGCGGUUUUAAAUGACUCCAAUGGUGCCAGCCCGGCCGAGACAACAUCUCCGAUCCAAAAAUAUGAAGCGCAUGGCUACUCAGUUCUCGAUGUCGCUGUCGCAACAGACAAUGCCCGCUUCGCAAGCGUAGGAGGUGACCGCCAAAUGUUCCUCUGGGAUGUGGAACAAGGAAUCACCACCCGGCGCUGGUCUGGGCACAAUGGCCGCAUAGAAGCCGUCCAGUUUGCCGGUGAAGGCGACUCGGUCGUUGUGACGGGCAGCGCUGACACCACCAUCAAUCUAUGGGAUACUCGCGCAUCAUCCUUCAAGCCUAUUCAGACUCUCUCCGAUGCUGCCGAUACUGUAUCUACCCUCCAUGUUCAUGGUCCGACUUAUUCGAUCGCUAGUGGCAGUUACGAUGGCCAUGCGCGCAUUUAUGAUGUUCGCACCGGUAAAAUGACGGUCGAUGUCCUUGCUCACCCCGUGACGAGUGUUCGAUGCUCAGACGACGGGAAUGCCCUGUUGGUCUCUACGCUAGAUGGCUACAUCCGGAUGUUAGACCGGGUUGACGGGAAGCUGUUGAAUGCUUUUGGGGGCCCGGCGCGACCUGGGAUGACGAUCUCAAAGCUUGAGUAUCGGAACAAAGAGUUGAGGGUCCGCUCCGUCUUCGCACAGGGUGGCGCUGUUGUAUUGAGUGGAGGUGAGGCAAGCGAGGCAGGGGCAGGGGCUUUUGCUUGGGAUGUUAUUAAGGGGGAAGUCAUUGCAGCCGUUCCUGUUGGGGAAAAGGUCAAGGCAGUGAGUUGUGUCGCAUGGAAUGAGAAGGGGGGAAAUUGGGCUGCUGGAUGCUCUGAUGGUACGGUCAGAGUCUAUGGUUGA
Penicillium salamii is the source of this 996-nucleotide messenger RNA. The record is from the annotation of a GenBank genome assembly. NCBI's taxonomy places the organism in Eukaryota, Fungi, Ascomycota, Eurotiomycetes, Eurotiales, Aspergillaceae.